This is a messenger RNA of Racocetra persica, 493 nucleotides long. The record is from the annotation of a GenBank genome assembly. Lineage: Eukaryota; Fungi; Glomeromycota; Glomeromycetes; Diversisporales; Gigasporaceae.
GAAAUUAGACAUCAUUUUUGAAGAAAAUAAAAAAAACAAUUUGUCAAAUAUAGAGCUGCAAUGGUUAUACAUAAAAAUUGGUGAACAUUUAAGACUAAGCAAUGAUGAAAUUACAAAGUUUUUUCUUAAAGUCUCCCAGAAUUAUAAUUUUUUAUUUAUGGCCUUUUGUGAAAUUGUUGCAAAAAAUCAAUUAGAGUUCUUUAACCAAUAUUUGAAACCUUUUACUAUACAACAACAUCAAGAAUUUCUGGCAGUAUUUCUGAACAAGGUUUUAAAUUUAGACCUUAAAGUUGAAUUAAAAGAUAAUAUAGUUCCUAUUCAAAGUUUAAUACAAAAUUUUAUUUGGAAAGAAGAUAAUGUUUUUAUAUUUGACCAAUAUUUGCGACGACGAGUUAUACAUUUAAAAAGAACGAUAAAUGACUUAGACAAUAAUUCGAAUAAGAUUAUUUCUUUUGCAAAAUAUAAAAGUGAAAUAAACCAAAAUAAUGACUGA